Ruditapes philippinarum (Manila clam) is the source of this 2238-nucleotide messenger RNA. RefSeq lists its product as uncharacterized. The coding region runs from base 275 to 727 and encodes 150 amino acids. The transcript has 8 exons. The record is from RefSeq and is a predicted model, not a curated record. Lineage: Eukaryota; Metazoa; Mollusca; Bivalvia; Venerida; Veneridae.
AUUGUUUUUUUUUUCUUGUAGCAAAUAUAGGCAGUGCGAUGUUUGUCAGAACUGGUAUCAUGCAGACUGCAUAGGUGUUUCUAAUUCCAGAGAAGGAGAAAAUAAUUACUGCAGCAAAAAUUGUCAGGUGGUAGUUAUAAGUGAUGGAGAACAAGCAAAUGAUCAAGAUAGAAAACAACCAAGUGAUAGUGAUAGUGAAGAAGAAUUUGGAAGACAUGACAAACAGGAUGAAACGUUAAUACCUUUCAGUUACAUAAACUCACAGUGGGAAAACAUGACUUCAUUUCUGACCGACAUAUCAUCCUGCGACCAAAAGCACUGCAAAGAAAAGAGCCAUGAGAGGCAUCACCUUUUCAAUGAGAACUAUGCAAAUGAAAUCAGAAGAAAACAUUAUUACGGCAUUAAAUACUUCAAGACCAAAACUGUAGAACAACUGCAUGAACAAUUGCAGAAUCAAUUUAUGUAUCAAAUGCUGGACCCAAAGUAUCCAGCAACAGGACUAAGAAUCCAGAUGAUUAGGUCUGUGCAGACAAAUUCUUGCCUUUACAAGUUGUUCUGCAGAAACCAAAUAAUAUCACACAGUUACUUGGCUUAUCUGCUUCUAAAGGAAGCCCUGGCUUUCAUUGUCGCCACCUACAAGACUAUAAGUUACACAGAGGCAGAUAAAAGCUGCAGUGAGACAGAGAAAGAUAUUAGGGAUAUAAUCCCUAAACUGAAAAAAAAUUGAGGCUGUCAUAGACCACAUUGUUUCAACUGAUUUUCUUUAAAUAUAUUUAUCACAAAGUCUUACACAAAACAAGUUGACUUAGUUACAAGAUGUGUAUGAUAUGCUGAAGAUAUUAUGUAAUAUUCGUGAUAGGUUCAUAUUGGAUAGUGGGCAUGCAAUUUUGUGUUUAUAAUGAUGUCAUUUAAUAUGCAAGUCAUUUUGAUGAUAUUAUAUAGUGGGCAUACAAUUUUGGGUGUAUAAUGAUGUAAUGCAAUCUGUAAGUCAUUUUGAUAAUAUUAUAUAGUGGGCAUACAAUUUUGGGUGUAUAAUGAUGUAAUGCAAUAUGUAACUCUUUUUGAUGAUAUAUAGUGGGCAUGCAAUUUUGGGUGUAUAAUGAUGUAAAGUAAUAUGUAAGUCAUUUUGAUGAUAUUAUAUAGUGGGCAUACAAUUUUGGGUGUUUAAUGAUGUCAUUUAAUUUGUAAGUCAUUUUGAUGAUAUUAUAUAGUGGGCAUGCAAUGUUGGGUGUAUAAUGAUGUAAUGUAAUAUGUAAGUCAUUUUGAUGAUAUUAUAUAGUGGGCAUACAAUGUUGGGUGUUUAAUGAUGUAAUGCAAUAUGUAAGUCAUUUUGAUGAUAUUGUAUAGUGGGCAUGCAAUUUUGGGUGUUUAAUAAUGUCAUGUAAUAUGUAAGUCAUUUUGAUGAUAUUAUAUAGUGGGCAUAUAAUGUUGGGUGUAUAAUGAUGUAAUGCAAUAUGUAAGACAUUUUGAUGAUAUUAUAUAGUGGGCAUGCAAUUUUGGGUGUUUAAUGAUGUAAUGCAAUCUGUAAGUCAUUUUGAUGAUAUUGUAUUGUGGGCAUACAAUGUUGGGUGUUUAAUGAUGUAAUGUAAUAUAUAAGUCAUUUUGAUGAUAUUAUAUAGUGGGCAUACAAUGUUGGGUGUUUAAUGAUGUUAUGUAAUAUGUAAGUCAUUUUGAUGAUAUUAUAUAGUGGGCAUACAAUAUACAAUUAUUGACUAGUGAGCCAUUGAAUAUGAUGUGAUAUUCACCGGCAGAUGACAUAUUGACCGAGGCAAUAGCCGAGGUCAAUAUGACUUUCUGCCGGUGAAUAUCACAUCAUAUUCAAUGGCUCACUAGUCAAUAAUUGUUUUAUUAUAUGGGCCCAAGAAAUAAAAAAAAUCACAAAAAGUACAACCUUAUAUACAUGUACAAUUUUUGCAUCGUUGAAGCGUGGGGAAAAAGACGCACGUGUUAGGCGUGCAACGACUUUGCGAACGCUGCGCAUACAAAAGUAAUUCAAGUUUAUGCUCAACAUUGCGGUGAAGCCUUUAAGUAAAAUGGUAAUGUAUUGAUAUUUUAAUCGAGAAAUAUGCCAUAUGGAACAAAAAGCAACAAUUACUUUUUAAGUAACACGCGUAUUUAACAGCCUACGGUGUAUGAUCAUUGAAUAUGAGUCUCAAUCUAUUUUUAGACUGGGAAAAUCCAAUUCAGCCAGUGAAUAUAAUACUACACCCAGAACUUAUGAUUUUAUAAAAAGUUCUG